AUGCCAACCCCGCUUGACAUCAGAACUACUUCCUCUGUAAAGACUCAACUCGGCGAAACAACACCACUUCUGUCAUAUGCGAAUGUCACGUCUCUCCUCGACACCAUUCUUGCUCGCGGGUACAUCAACGUCGGCACAACUGGGGACUACAAACCGUUCACGUACCUUGUCACGAACCAAACGACCCUGCCGAACACAACGGCAAUCAACACGACAUACAUCGGCGCCGACAUCGAUGUCGCACAGUCCCUGUCCAACGCCCUCGGCCUGCCCAAGCCUCCCCGCCUAGUCGCGACGAAAUGGGCCAACAUCACGAGCGACUUGUCCGCCGGCAAAUUCGACAUUGCCAUGGGCGGUGUCAGUCUGACUCUCGCCAGAGCUAGAACUGCCUUCUUCUCUACCGCGAUCCAGAGAGUCGGUAAGACGAACUGCAUCCGCUGCGCCGACGCGGACAAGUACACCGACCUCGCAUCGCUUGACCAGGCCGGCGUAAAGGUCGCUGUCAACCCAGGCGGAACCAACGAGGCAUUCGACAGGGCGAAUCUCAAGUCUGCGAAGAUUGUCAUGGUGGAGGAUAAUAAUGCAGUUUACCAGGCUGUUCUGGACGGCACUGCCGAUGCCAUGAUCUCUGAUCUGAUCGAGGUCGAGUUACAGGUCAAGCUGCACGAGGGCGAGCUUUGCAUCGCCAACCCUGACGUGCCGUUCAACUUUGAGGAGCUGGGAUAUGCGGUCCCGAGGGAUAUUGUAUGGAAGCAUUUCGUUGAUGCUUGGGUCCAUGUGCAGCUGGGAAGCGGCUCAUGGAACGGCACACUCGAGAAAUGGUUGAACUACAAGUGGCCCAGUGUUUAA
This is a messenger RNA of Colletotrichum phormii, 849 nucleotides long. RefSeq names its product bacterial extracellular solute-binding protein, family 3. Lineage: Eukaryota; Fungi; Ascomycota; Sordariomycetes; Glomerellales; Glomerellaceae. The record is from RefSeq and is a predicted model, not a curated record. The coding region runs from base 1 to 849 and encodes 282 amino acids. The transcript has 2 exons.